AUGGUGGAUAGUUUCACUGGAAUCGCUUCAUUACCCAAUGAGCUCCUCAUCAAUGCUCUCUCACUCUUUUCUACCCGUCAACUCCUUCCUCUCGCAUGUACCUGCCAUCGUUUCCAUGAUCUCAUAAUCCGAAUCGUACAUCAUCGCCUUAUCGCAGCGGCAUCUUUAAAGGAUCACAAAUUGGUCCUCGAAUGCUUUCAUCCUUCCACGAAGCUCAUUACUCCAUAUCUCUUCUGCGAUUAUCUUGGCACAGAUGGACUGAGUGAUGACGUGGUCGGAGAGGGAGAACUAUACAAUGAUGUCAAUGAUACUGGUAGAUUAGGCAAGAUGUCCAGUCUAUAUUCGCACUUCAGACCAGUUCAACCGGAAGACAGAAUGGUAUGGACACGGAAUCCAGCAGGCGCUGCAAGACCAGGCCUUUUACCAAAAUCUGAGGAAGAGCUUGUCUCCCACAACGUCGAUCUCGAAUCGCAUGAGCUUUUCUCACAACUUUGUACCAUCACCAAUAUUGUCAAAGUUGGCCCAAAACGAGGAUUGUUCUUAAGCUGUGUUAACCUUGGUGAGGGAGUUAUACGAGUAUUUAGAGACUGGCUGUCUGAUCGAGUUGACGCGAACGAGAGGCAAAUUGAUACUCCAGAGGAAUGUGAAAAGCGGCUCUUGUGGGUAGACUCAGGAAAGCAUAUUGGAUUAAGGUUAAAAGUCCUUAAGCGGGAAGAGGCACCCGCACCAAUUUUGCUUCGUCGUGGUGAGGAAGCUCCUGCCUUUUAUAAGCUUCAAUAUGAAGAAUUGGUUAUAAGAACAACACAGCUUCUUCUCAAUGUCGAAGAAUCAAUGACGAGGGAGGUUGAAAACUCAGGUAAAGCAAUCGUAAUAGGAUCUUGGGAUUAUUAA
Molecule: messenger RNA, 891 nt
Organism: Sclerotinia sclerotiorum 1980 UF-70
Lineage: Eukaryota; Fungi; Ascomycota; Leotiomycetes; Helotiales; Sclerotiniaceae
Exons: 3
Coding region: 1-891 (296 amino acids)
Molecular function (GO): protein binding
Source: RefSeq, a predicted model, not a curated record